Funneliformis mosseae is the source of this 297-nucleotide messenger RNA. Lineage: Eukaryota; Fungi; Glomeromycota; Glomeromycetes; Glomerales; Glomeraceae. The record is from the annotation of a GenBank genome assembly.
ACGGCUAAGGCCUAUAAGGAAGCUGUGGCUGAAACUAAUGGGAGAGCUAAGGCAAAAGUUAAAAAGAAGAGAAGUCUUGUUAAAGAACAUUAUUACGAAGAGUUCUUUACAAAAUUUUGGAAAGAAUCCGAAAGUCAACAGUUUGCUAAAGCAAACGCGACAUCAUCUAAUACACUGAGCAGAUCGCAACCAUCAAGAAUUCCUAGACCAAGUGUCACAUCACAUCCGCAAGUAUCUCAGGAUCUGGAACUACAAAAAUUCCUCAAGGAAUUCCUUCUCCUAAUAGAUCGCGUUUAA